Kluyveromyces lactis is the source of this 2631-nucleotide messenger RNA. RefSeq lists its product as uncharacterized. The record is from RefSeq and is a predicted model, not a curated record. Gene Ontology annotation, biological process: macroautophagy. Gene Ontology annotation, cellular component: fungal-type vacuole membrane. Lineage: Eukaryota; Fungi; Ascomycota; Saccharomycetes; Saccharomycetales; Saccharomycetaceae. The coding region runs from base 1 to 2631 and encodes 876 amino acids. The transcript has a single exon.
AUGAAGGUCAGUCUGAUAUAUCAGCUGUUUAGUCUUUUCGUUAUUUCACCAUUUGUCGGAAUCGUGUUGUUUGCAGCUGCUUUUGGUGAUGAUGAUGAUUUCCCCUUCAGUACAGUGAUCGAUAUACUUUCACAGAACCCAGAGUUUUCGACUUUUUUACGACUUAUUCAACGAGAAGGCCAUGUUCCGACGCUAAAUGCUAUGGAUAACUAUACAUUGUUUGCCCCAGUGAACUCUGCAUUUAUAGAUGAUGAUGAAUCUAGUAUUGGCGCCGAUUUUGUCUUAGAAAACUACAUCUUGUCGGAUGACGUACUGAUUAUUUCAAAUAUCGCACCAGGAACGUACCUCUUGCAAUCAGAAUCUUACCCUAUGUCUUUAUAUAAGGGAAACGAUGGUAAAAGUGCGCUAAAUGAUGUCAUACAUAUAGUAGAUCCAAACUUGUCGCCGAAUUUCCAAAAUGCCACUGUUCACGGCAUAGAUGCGUUCAUUAAGAAACCACCCACGUUAUACGAUUUGGUUUCCUCACACGUUGAUACUGAAAGGGAACCAAUAACGCUAAUGAAACACCUUAUCGAAAGCUCAUAUCAAGACAUUGACAGUAUGGAAGUGGAUAGGUUUAAGUUACAACCCUUUGUCAAUGGGUCCACCAUUUUUUUGCCCACUGAUAAAGCGUUGCGUAAGUUUUUCAAUGAUAUAGAGUUGAGCUACUUGUUUGACCUCAGUGAUUCGGAAUUCACGGUACCUGCGAGGAAGCAGGAUAUUGAAGUUCUCAUCAAAAAGAUUACAGUAAAUAAACUCUUUGGUGGUGUGAUACGUCAAAAUGAUGAUAUAAUAGAAAACAAGAACGGGGAACCUUUGACGGUAUUUUCGAAGAAUAAAGGUCGUGAUCUUGUUGUUAAUGGUUCGGCAGCUUUGAUGAGUAAUUUAAUUUAUGACCAAGGCAUUGUGCAUGUAGUAUCAGAUCUACCAAUUGUGGAUACAGAUUUGGAUUUUAAUGCAGAGAAGUAUUUAAUGGGUCUUAACGCAUCGUCUUUCGUGGAAGAAUUGUAUAUUAGAGAAUUUCAAAGAUUAAUUGAGGAUCCAAAUACUGAACAAACGAUAUUCGUAACUAAAGACGCUUUGUUUGAGAGUUCUGCAGCUGGAGGAUUGUCGAAGGCUCAGUUAUUGUACCAUUUUAUAGAACACAAGGUGAAUUUAACGGAUGAUUUUAAAGAUGGCGUAUUCCCUACGCGAUUAUAUGAAUCGAUGUAUUGCUCAUCCAACAAGAAAUUAGGCGGCAAAUGUCAGCGGAUGAAAAUAUCUAAAUUUGGUGAGCAUCUGUAUUUGAACGAGAAAUUUCACGUUUUGAACUUAGAUCCAAUUUUGAUCGAUAAUACCAUGAUUUAUAUUGUUGACGACAAUCUCAUGCUUCCAGGUGAUCUCAUUCCAUCAGUGAAUCCCUUUUUCCAUUGUUCAAAAUCAUUGAAAUUCUUGCAGCAGUUGAAUCUUCUAGAUUUGAAGCCAAAUAAAGAGGGAUAUACCUUACUCUUACCUUGCUUCAAUUCGUGGAGUGAAAUGCAGCUUGUUACAGAUUACCUACAAAGAAAUAUUUCUGCUAUGAAUAUAUUGAUGAAGAAUUACGUCUUGAACGGUUUAAUCUAUUCCGACGAUUCGAACAAUACCAUGAAUACCACAAACUUAUAUGGAGAAGAAGUUCUUGUUGAAAUAGGGACAUCAAACAGCUCCACAGAUUACUUGCCUUUAUCCUUGUCCACCGUUGAUCAUGAAAUUGAGCUCAAAAAAAGUUUUGAUAUGAUAUUCAACCAAGGAGUAGUUCAUCCUGUGAAUGAGGUUUUUUUCCCCGAAAACUUGGAUAUACAUUUGAGACAUUUGAUAGAAACGAUCGGUACUUACGACUUCUUAGUCUUCCUAGAAAAAUAUCCAGAGUUCAACGACAUAUUGACAGGAUCUGCACCAUACUCAUUGUUGAUACCGACACAGAGAUCAUUACUAAUGGAAGGUAUUGAUCUCAAUUACACCAAAUUAGAGAAGUUUUUAAAACUUCAUAUUUUACCCGAAAAUCAAACAAGUUUAUUGUUAGAAUGUGCAGAUAAGAUUGAUACAACUGCAGGUGAAUCUUUAAAAUGUAGAGAAGCUUCAGAUAAUGUUUUGCUACUCAGUGUGAUAGAUGGUAUUGAUAAAGAAGUUAGAAUUUUGAAGAAAGGCUGCACGAGCAACAACAGCGCAUCAUGCGUUUUCUUGAUUGAUAGACCAAUUUCUGUUAACUGGUUAAGUAAGGAAAGGUACAGCAUCACGUUGCCUGCCCUCUCUUUUGCAUUAGGUACUGUUUUAGGCACAAUGUUUUUGUUUUCUUUACUUUUGUGCGUUAUUGUGACAUGUGCCCAUAAGAAGCCAUCAAAAGGAUAUAAAUCUCGCAGAGCUUCUGAUGCAGAAAACAACGAGGAAGAACCAUUAAUUCCGUCUGAAAACAGUUCUGCUGUUGUUCCAAAUUCCAGCUAUCAAGCCACUGUUAACGCUGCUAGAAAUCAUAACCAAGUUUCACCCACUUUUGAAAGCUCGUAUUCCUCAAAUGCGAAAACAGCACCAAUGAAAGUAGGCCAAAAUAUCACCGAAGGUUUAGCUAGGGAUUGA